CAUUUUUAUCCUUGCGCAUACCGCUUUUCAACUGAUCCCAGCAAGAAAUUUUAUAUGGUAUGCCAACAGGACGUGCGUGAUGGAGAGGACGGCAAGAUUCGAUGGGCUUGUCACACCAGGUGACAGAAAUCCCGAUGACGUCGGGACAUGAUCCCAAGACACUUCUCCGCCGCGCUCACCAUGUACCUACUCAGUCGUGCGUGAUCAUAUACACAACAAGAAGUUACUGCACUCAACGCAAAUCAGGGGCCUUCGGCUUCACCGACAGACGUUUCUCCUUCGCCGAUGGGUCUGAGUGGUAGCGCCACCACUUAACAGGACCAUGACCAGAAAGCACAAAGACACUCGGUAACCAGAAGGGAUCAUGGCUUUAGGGCACGCACUACUUCACAAGAACUGUGCCGAUGCUGGCGCCGCUAUUGUUCUCUGCAAUACCUGCCCAUUUCCCUUUGAGGGCCCGGGGUGCUGUAUUGUGCUCAGCGACUUCUGUGAGGGUCCGCACACAAAGCGAGACUUGACUUAAAAGACAGGAAACAGGCAUGCUCCGCACGAUCUGCACUCAUUCAACUCCAUCACGAUGCCAGUAGUGCCACACGGCACUCCCGCGUCCCUCAUCCUCCCCGACCUGGCGCUCCUCUCCUCCGCCCAGCUGGACACCGAGUACCGCCGCAUCCAGCAAUCCAUCCAGAACGCCGUGUCAGAGCGCGACCGGCAGCUUAUCCGACAGGGAUUCAUACUCGGAAUCAAGCGCAUGCGCGACGUGCUGCCCGUGCAGCCGCCUGUCCGCCCAUCGCGGGUCGCACGGAUGCAGGAUCUCGCUCCGCGGGACCCGGCGUCUGUGGGGCACCAGCCUCACCGACCUGCGAAUGCUGGAGUGUCUUCGGCGGAAGCAGCAGUGGGACACUCGAAAUCUCAGGUGCCGCUACUGCCGCCUGUCUGGGCUGGGCUGCCGAUGUCUCCGCCUCCGAAACAAGCGAACGCAAACGGCAAUGCACCAGGGAGUCGGGCCACCGCACAAGUGUAUCAGCAGCAGCACCCACACCGUCCGCUUCCGGAGCUACCUCAGUCCCACCCCCGUCAUCACUACGAAAACUUCACACAUGCUGCGCAUCGACGAGAGGAAUGCGCAUCUCGUCGGUCGAGAGAUUCCGAAGGAAAGCGAGAGCGGGGCGGCGGAGAAAGAGAUCGUGAGCGAGAUAGGGACAGGGCAAGAGGGACAAAGGAGAAUGCUAGGGCGCGAGAGAAGGAGAGAGAUAGAGAGCGGUCGAGGUCACGUGAGAAAGGGCGGGGCCAGGAAAGGGACAAGCCGACACCGCUGCACGGGUCCAGUCCUGGCAGUCUUGUCGGAUACUGCAGGUCGAGCGAUCGGACUCAACGAUUGCAAAAAGGCCUGGGUAGGCCCGCGGACCCUCCGUACUAGGUCGGUCCGGAAUAGAGUAAAAGUUGGCCGAAAAUUUUUGGAUUUCCGGUCCGAAAAUAGAGUAAAAUCGAGCUCCAGAGCGCGGAAGCGGUCCGGCAUAGAGUAAAAGUCGGGCGAAGUCCGACCGAUUUUGGCUAAAAUAUGACUUGAAUAUGGCCAAAUCACGCAAUUUUGGAAC
Molecule: messenger RNA, 1598 nt
Organism: Mycena citricolor
Lineage: Eukaryota; Fungi; Basidiomycota; Agaricomycetes; Agaricales; Mycenaceae
Source: the annotation of a GenBank genome assembly